Messenger RNA from Fusarium coffeatum, 1251 nucleotides. RefSeq lists its product as uncharacterized. The transcript is spliced from 2 exons. Lineage: Eukaryota; Fungi; Ascomycota; Sordariomycetes; Hypocreales; Nectriaceae. The record is from RefSeq and is a predicted model, not a curated record. Gene Ontology annotation, molecular function: pectate lyase activity. Bases 1 to 1251 code for a protein of 416 amino acids.
AUGAAAUCUGUACCAACUUUUCUUGUUGCCCUAGCCGGUCUGGCGCAACUAGCGACUGCGCAGAGCGUUGUCGGCAAAGCUGAGGGUUUCGCCGCUGGGGUUACUGGUGGAGGCAACGCGACACCCGACCAUCCUGAAACGAUCGAGGAAUUGACCGAUCUUCUGACUGAUGACAAGCCUCGAGUCAUUGUUUUGUCCAAGGAGUUCGAUUACACCGACUCCGAGGGUGACGAGACCGGCACUGUUUGCCACAACUGGGGUGAUGAAGAAGGCAAGCAGAAGAUCAUUGCGGACAAUGGAGACUGUGGCGACACUUCUAGCUCCCAGGCUACUUGGCCCAAGGCACCCAGGACUCCUAUCGACCUUGGUUCGGAUAAGACUGUUCUUGGUGUUGGUGACAAGGCCGCCAUCAAGGGCAAGGGUCUGAGAAUUCGUGGCGGUGCUAGGAAUGUCAUCAUUCAGAACAUCGCCAUUACGGAUCUUAACCCCGAGUACGUUUGGGGAGGAGACAUCCUUUCUUUCGAUGAGGCUGAGCUGGUUUGGGUCGACCACGUCACUACUGCUCGACCUGGCCGACAGCACUACGUCUUCGGCCACAGCCCCAGCAAGAAGAUUACCCUCUCGAACAACUUCAUUAACGGCGAAUCUCCCUUCUCCACUGGCGGCGAUGGUUACCACUACUGGACCUUCGAGAUGGUCGGCGAAGAUGAUCAGAUCACCAUGAAGAACAACUAUAUCUACCGCACCGCCGGCCGCAGCCCCGCUUUGAGUGAAAACACUCUUCUUCACGCUGUCAACAAUGUCUGGGAGGACAACAAUGGCCACGCCAUUGAGGGAGGCUCGGACAAAGCCCGUGGCAUCUUCGAAGGCAACGCCUUCAUCAAUGUCAAGCAGCUCGUUGCGGACUAUUCUGGAAGACUCUUCACCACUCCGAACAGCGGCUCCGCCGCGGAAUGUGAGCUUGCCUUUGGCCGGGCUUGCGAAAUCAACCUGUUUGAAGAGUCCAAGGGCGACUGGGAGUUUACUGAUACUUCUUUCUUCUCUGAGUACUCCGAGUAUGAGAUUGCUUCCGCUGUUUCGGCUGAGGAGGCUAAGAAGUCUGUCCCUGCGAAUGCUGGCGCUGGUAAGAUUGAUACAUCUGGAAGUUCCAACGGUGCCAGCCAGAGUCAGACUGCAGAGUCUUCUGAUGAGAGUGAGGCUGCCGACUCAGAGGAGAAGCCUAAGUCCCGAAAGUCAGCUUGCAAAGGAUAG